Gossypium arboreum is the source of this 792-nucleotide messenger RNA. RefSeq lists its product as uncharacterized. NCBI's taxonomy places the organism in Eukaryota, Viridiplantae, Streptophyta, Magnoliopsida, Malvales, Malvaceae. The transcript has 2 exons. The coding region runs from base 1 to 792 and encodes 263 amino acids. The record is from RefSeq and is a predicted model, not a curated record.
AUGAAAGACCUCUUGUCCAAGAAGAAGAAGAAGCUCACUGAUAUUGAAGCUAUUGCACUCACAGAAGGCUGUAGUGCUUUCUUGACAAACAAGUUGCCCCCUAAAUUGAAAGAUCUUGGGAGCUUUACCAUCCCAUGUUCAAUUGGAAAUCAUUAUUCGGGUAAGGCUUUAUGCGACUCGGGAGCUAGCAUUAACCUAAUGUCAUUAUCUACUUUCAGAAAGUUGGGAAUUGGUCACAUGAAAUCUACUACAGUGACAUUACAACUAGUCGAUCGAUCCUUGGCUCAACUUGAAGGGAAAAUAAAAGACGUCUUAGUUUAUGUCGAUAAAUUUAUUUUUCUAACUGAUUUUAUCAUACUUGACUAUGAAGCAGGCAAGAAGGUCCCCAUAAUCUUGGGACGACCAUUUUUAGCCACUAGCCGAACUCUCAUUGAUGUUUAUAAAGAUGAUCUAAUUGAGGAAGAAUUCAAUGACCAAAGCACAACACUUUCUGAAGAGAUUGUAGUGACAUCUAAUGCUGAAUGCUUAGAUAACUGUGACAACAUGGUUGAAGCUAAUAAUCUUGAACCCAAGCAUGGAUGGAAGAUUGAAUCCUUAGACCUAGCCAAUAGAACAACCCCAAUUUUCAAAUCAUCUAUUGAAGAAGCUCAUACUCUAGAAUUGAAACCACUACCUCAUCAUCUUAAAUAUGUCUUUCUAGGUGAUGGCAAUACUCUCCUAGUUAUUGUCUCCGCAACACUAGAUGUAACUCAAGAAGAGAAAUUGGUCCAUAUUAUCAAGCAACACAAAUGA